Messenger RNA from Striga asiatica, 456 nucleotides. The record is from the annotation of a GenBank genome assembly. NCBI's taxonomy places the organism in Eukaryota, Viridiplantae, Streptophyta, Magnoliopsida, Lamiales, Orobanchaceae.
AUGAAGAGGCGCAACGUGAAAACAAUGAGGGUUGCUAAUGAAAUUGGAGAUAGAGUACAACCUAAAAAGCCCCAAGCACAACACUCACUCCAAGAAAGUCUCCAUAACGUCCGGAUAAUCAUUCCUAUACUCCCCCGGAUUGUGCACGUGAUGGCCCAUCGAGUUCGAGGUCGAUAUUCGAGCAGGCAAAGUGAAGCUCCUCUUGAACUUUCCCUCCAUAUUCUUCGAGUAACUAUUAUCCAAGCUCAAGAACUCGUUCGGGUUACCACUAUUAUUAGUGUUACUGCUAUUACUAGGAUUGCUGUGCAAGCCCGAAGGCCCGUCCGGAUUGAACAGGAGCUUGGCCUCAUCGGCCCGGCCCGUGAGAGCGCCAAAGAAGGAAAGCCCAUUGGGCCACUUGAUGUCGUUUUCAUGGUCGGCCAUCAUGUGGGCCUCCAUUGGGCCGGGCUCGGCUGA